AAAACCUAUCGCGGCACAAAUUUACUGCAACUCUUUCCCACGAUCUCGGACAAGCAAGCUAGCAACGAGUGCCGACCAAGUUGCCCAACAUGUCUCUCGUAUCGGGCGAGAAGAGCAACUUCAACCACAUUCUGCGUCUGCUCAACACCAACGUUGACGGCAAGCAGAAGGUCGUCUACUCCUUGACUAAGAUCAAGGGUGUUGGUCGUCGUUACUCCAACCUUGUGUGCAAGAAGGCCGAUGUCGACCUGAACAAGCGCGCCGGUGAGCUCACCUCUGAGGAGCUUGAGCGCCUGGUCACCAUCAUCCAGAACCCCACCGCCUACAAGAUCCCCUCGUGGUUCCUCAACAGGCAGCGUGACAUUGUCGAUGGCAAGGACUCGCAGAUCCUCGCCAACGGUGUCGACUCCAAGCUCCGUGAUGACCUUGAGCGCUUGAAGAAGAUCCGCGCCCACCGCGGUCUCCGUCACUACUGGGGCCUCCGUGUGCGUGGCCAGCACACCAAGACGACCGGCCGCCGCGGCCGGACCGUCGGUGUGUCCAAGAAGAAGGGUGGUUAAGUGGGUUUCUCUGGCGUGCGGAUUCUUUGACACUGCUGUGCUUGGCUUUCUGGCGGUGUUAUCCCAAGGCUAAGGGGUGGUCAUGGACGGGACGGGUUGAUUUUUAUUACCUUGCGAAUAUCUCGGCAAUUCGUUGGGGAGCUCGCGGGGUCGCUAAAGGGAACCACCAUGAUUCACAGCAUGACAAUACAGGCGCGGACAUGAAAAGGAAUGAUUUGUGACAAAU
Messenger RNA from Chaetomium fimeti, 786 nucleotides. RefSeq names its product ribosomal protein S13. The record is from RefSeq and is a predicted model, not a curated record. Lineage: Eukaryota; Fungi; Ascomycota; Sordariomycetes; Sordariales; Chaetomiaceae. Gene Ontology annotation, cellular component: small ribosomal subunit; cytosol; ribosome. Bases 90 to 560 code for a protein of 156 amino acids. Gene Ontology annotation, biological process: translation. The transcript has 5 exons. Gene Ontology annotation, molecular function: RNA binding; structural constituent of ribosome.